GAGCAGCGCAGAGGGUCAGAGGGGGUACACGGCUAAAGUAAAGUGACACCUCGUACACUCACACGAGGAGACUGCCCUCCGCUUCAACGUUUUACCGUGAAUUUCAUGAACUAUUAAGGCACUUUGAACGCGAUCUUUCCACGGAGGGUGUGUGGCGCUCCCCGCUCGAGUUUCCUGCCUCUUCAUGUUACUGAGCUGAAGCCACAGGGAGCAGACGAUGGCUGUGUGGAUCCAGGCCCAGCAGCUGCAGGGUGACGCUCUGCACCAGAUGCAGUCUCUCUACGGUCAGCACUUCCCCAUCGAGGUGCGGCACUACCUGUCCCAGUGGAUCGAGGGACAGCUCUGGGAUGCGGUGGACUUGGAAAACCCUCAGGAGGAGUUUAAGGCCAAGAGGCUGUUGGACGGGCUGAUCCAAGAGCUCCAGAACAAAGCCGAGCAUCAGGUCGGAGAGGACGGGUUCCUGCUCAAAAUCAAACUGGGACACUACGCCAAUCAACUCAAGAGCACAUACGAUCGAUGUCCUCUGGAGCUGGUGCGCUGCAUAAAACACAUUCUGUACACGGAGCAGAGGCUGGUGCGAGAGGCCACCAACUCAGCCUCUCCUUUGGGUGCCAUGAUGGACAGCAUGUCACAGAAAUACCAACAGAUCAACCAGGCCUUUGAGGAGCUGCGAAUGUUCACCCAGGAUACAGAAAAUGACCUGCGCAAACUGCAACACAACCAGGAGUACUUCAUAAUCCAGUACCAGGAGAGCCUACGCAUACAAGCCCAACUGUCCAGUCUGGCCACACUGCCCCCUGCUGACCGUCAGCUGCGGGAGCCGGGCCUGCUCAGUAAACGUGCCACUGUGGAUGCGUGGCUCACCAGAGAGGCCAACACACUACAGAAAUACAGACUGGACCUGGCAGAGAAGCACCAGAAGACCCUGCAGCUGUUGAGGAAGCAGCAGACCGUGAUCCUGGACGAUGAGCUGAUCCAGUGGAAGAGACGGCAACAGCUGGCCGGCAACGGGGGUCCUCCAGAGGGGGGUCUGGACAUCCUACAGUCCUGGUGUGAGAAGUUGGCGGAGACUAUUUGGCAGAACAGGCAGCAGAUCCGGAGAGCAGAGCACCUCCGACAGCAGCUGCCCAUCCCCGGCCCCAUCGAAGACCUGCUCAACGAACUUAACAGCACCAUCACAGACAUCAUCUCUACACUGGUCACCAGCACUUUCAUCAUUGAGAAACAGCCUCCGCAGGUGUUGAAGACGCAGACCAAGUUUGCAGCUACGGUUCGCCUCCUGGUGGGCGGGAAGCUCAACGUGCACAUGAACCCCCCUCAGGUCAAAGCCACCAUCAUCAGCGAACAGCAAGCGAAGGCCCUGCUAAAGAACGAGAACACCAGAAAUGAAAGCAGUGGGGAGAUUCUCAACAAUAACUGUGUGAUGGAGUACCACCAGACGACGGGCACGCUCAGUGCCCACUUUAGGAACAUGUCCUUGAAGAGGAUUAAGCGCUCGGAUCGACGGGGGGCGGAGUCAGUGACAGAAGAGAAAUUCACCAUCUUGUUUGAGUCACAAUUCAGCAUUGGCGGAAAUGAACUGGUGUUUCAGGUCAAGACGCUGUCUCUGCCUGUGGUGGUGAUAGUUCACGGUAGCCAAGACAACAACGCCACGGCAACAGUGCUCUGGGACAAUGCCUUUGCCGAGCCGGGCCGUGUACCAUUCCUAGUCCCUGAUAAAGUCCUGUGGCCACAGUUGUGUGAAGCCAUCAACAUCAAGUACAAGUCUGAGGUCCAGUCCAACCGUGGCCUGUCUGAGGAGAACCUCGUCUUUCUGGCCCAAAAAGCCUUCAGCAGCUCCAGCAACAACCCCGAGGACUACCGCAGCAUGACUAUGACCUGGUCCCAGUUCAACAGGGAAAGUUUACCGGGCAGAAACUUCACAUUCUGGCAGUGGUUUGAUGGAGUCAUGGAGCUCACUAAAAAGCAUCUCAAGCCACAUUGGAACGAUGGUGCAAUUUUGGGCUUUGUGAACAAGCAGCAGGCUCAGGACAUGCUCAUGUCCAAACCCAACGGCACCUUUCUGCUGCGCUUCAGUGACUCUGAAAUCGGAGGAAUAACCAUCGCCUGGGUGGCUGAAAACCCCAACAAAGCAGGAGAGAGGAUGGUGUGGAACCUAUUGCCGUACACAACCAAAGACUUCACCAUUCGCUCUCUGGCCGACCGCAUCAGCGACCUCAACCACCUGCUGUUCCUGUACCCAGAUCGCUCCAAAGACGAGGUGUUCUCCAAGUACUACACCCCUCCCCUCUCCAAAGCAGUGGAUGGCUACGUGAAACCACAAAUCAAACAAGUUGUGCCAGACUUCGCCACUGCUAACCCAGACCCAACCGGACUGAACCAGACGUACAUGGACCACGGAGCGUCCCCAGCUCCUGUCAGUCACCAGCACGCCUAUGGAAUCUACCCUCCUAUGAGUGACUCGGUUCUAGACGCAGAUGGAGAUUUCGAUCUGGAUGACACCAUGGAUGUCGCUCGUCAUGUGGAGGAGUUGCUACGGCGACCGGUCGACAGCCAAUGGGGUGGCCAGCAAUCGUGACCUUUGACAUCGUAACCUGCGGCAACCACACCUACCCCAAUCCCCGCAAAACCUGUCCACCCAGCCACCCUCCCAUCCCACACUGUUUGCAAUUGCAAUGUCCAUUUUUAUUUCAGAUAGCUAUAAUGUGAAAUGUUAAUAAUGGUUGUAAUUUUUUUUUGUUUAUUUGACAAUUGGUGGUCAGACCGACGUGGAUAAAACUCAAAGAUACGGCAAUGUUACAGACAAUAACCAUCAAACAUGCAUUUCAACUGGAAAAUUAUGCAACUAUACAAGACAUUUACAAACACGCAUUUCCUCAUUUGUUUUUCACUAGCUUAAAGGUGCACUAUGUAACUUUUCUGAUGGAUGGUCUGCCAACUGCUUGUUACCAUGGAGACUUUCCUUGGCAUUAAACUCGCAUAACUUGUAUUCAGUUACAGUUGGUGUUAUUGCUGAAAAAUACUUGGAAAAACAUGCAUACUUAUUGUGAGUGGGGGUCACCUCUCCAUAGAUCUGAACUGUAACUUAGCCCUUUGGCAUCACCAGCUUGAGAAAUAAGUUUUAUGGAGCAAACCAACAUCUCAAUGGAGACAAGUGGUGGACCUUCCUCCAGAAAAGUUGCAUCUUUAACAAUGAACCCACUGACAUAAACUAACCAGGCUCACACCAGAUUCAUGUGUGGCACUCGGAAUCGAGUCCUCCAUUUAUCUGGAACGGCUCUCGCUGAAAGUCAUCGGAAAACACGGAAAGUCAUGAUGAUUGUUUGAAUCUGAUUGGUUGAAGCAUCACAACAGCAGAACAAGCCGAAAAACCUGACUUUUGUUACAUCCAUCUGAGAAAAAGCACAAACGCGCCCCCGUCACACAUGCACAAAAACACACACACGCCCCUGUCACACAUGCACAAAAACACACACACGCCCCUGUCACACAUGCACAAAAACACACACAUGCCCCUGUCACACAUGCACAAAAACACACACACGCCCCCGUCACACAUGCACAAAAGCACACACACAUGCCCCUGUCACACAUGCACAAAAACACACACACGCCCCUGUCACACAUGCACAAAAACACACACAUGCCCCUGUCACACAUGCACAAAAACACACACAUGCCCCUGUCACACAUGCACAAAAGCACACACACAUAUCCCUGUCACACAUGCACAUGUCACACAUGCACAGCUCUAACUUUCUUCACAAACAUAAUAGUUGAUACUGACGCUAAAAUCGGCUGAAGUUGGCAUGUCGUUGUGUUUGUUUUUGUUCUUCGGCGCGUUCGCCUUUAGCUUCUGCACAAACCACCGUGCUGCUCUGUGAUUGGUCCGAUUAAUCUUACAGCGGGAGCACGCCGAGAUGGAUUCUCAUGAGUUUAUGAAGUCACACAUCACGAGAAUCCAUCUUGCAGUACAAGGUUAGACAUAAACAUGCUUUUGCUCUAACAUAGCCGUUAUGAAGUACUGUUAUUACUCCAUGUACACUAACAAAGAAGUAAAAAUACACAUCUGUGCGUCAUGGAUUUGGGUCAGAAGGAUUACAAUUAUGUCAUUGUAUUUUGAGAAGAAAUUAUAUAAUUUUUUGCUAUUUUUAUAUUUAAUUUAUAUUUGGCUUCACUUUGUGUUUUUACUCUGCCCAGAUAUUUGUACAUGGAGUUGGCUUUGUGGGUGAAGUGUUUUGCUCAGUGACACAAGAGAGUAGGAUCACAGAGGAGCUUUGAACUAUGGCCUCCUGGUUAAUGGGUAACAACCCACUGCACCACGGUCACUCUGCAUACAUUUUUUUACACAUGACUGAUCUUAACGACUAUUAGUAAAAACAAAAUGUGCCUGGCUAUGCAACAACUAGCAACUCAUCGUUCAUUUUCUGACACUUCUUCUCAAAAUACAAGUCUUCAUUCUUGUAAAAUCACUUUGUCCCUGUAUGACACUGGACGCCGCACAUUUUUCUCAUGCAGUAAUUGUUCACCAGCACCACUAGAGGGGGCCGACGCACUGUGUCUCUCUCAUUGGGCUUUUUGUCUGCACAGCUCCGGCAAAACAAGACCACUGCUGCUUUAUUUUUCAAGCCAAGACACAUGGCACAAGUUUUCAGAUUGAUUUAAAGAACAAUAGGUUGCGUUCACAUGUUAUGGCAACUUUUAAAAGAGUUAAAAUUCCAUGGUUUACUUUUAAACUGUGAAAAUAACUGUUUUGACCCAGUUUCUGGUUAAGAUUUCUGUAAAUAUUGGCUCUGUCCACAUGGAACAAAAACUGGCAGUAGGUUCAACAUCUUGAUGAUGAACAGACUCUUAGCCACAAGAUUAAUAUUAUGAAUUUAAGAUUUAGGGUCACAAAACAAUGCCUUUUUUUUUUUUUUUUUUACUUUUGUGCAUUUCCAGUUUAGAUAAAACCUGCAAGGAAUAGCUCACAUUCACUUUUAGGUAUUUGACUGUGUAAUGGGAGAUUCACUGUUUUUGAAGGAAAUAUCAAAACAUACGAUCCACACAUGUUGAACCUUAUUAUUAUUUGCAGUUUCAGAACAUAACGAGGUAAAGUACUGCACUUUAAAAAAAAAAAAAAUGUAGCAGAGUAGAAAG
Molecule: messenger RNA, 5139 nt
Organism: Periophthalmus magnuspinnatus
Lineage: Eukaryota; Metazoa; Chordata; Actinopteri; Gobiiformes; Gobiidae
Gene: stat5a
Product: signal transducer and activator of transcription 5a
Exons: 20
Coding region: 218-2578 (786 amino acids)
Biological process (GO): regulation of cell population proliferation; response to peptide hormone; growth hormone receptor signaling pathway via JAK-STAT
Molecular function (GO): DNA-binding transcription factor activity, RNA polymerase II-specific; RNA polymerase II cis-regulatory region sequence-specific DNA binding
Source: RefSeq, a predicted model, not a curated record